This is a messenger RNA of Nasonia vitripennis (jewel wasp), 1115 nucleotides long. RefSeq names its product fatty acyl-CoA reductase wat-like. The coding region runs from base 49 to 1020 and encodes 323 amino acids. The transcript is spliced from 5 exons. Lineage: Eukaryota; Metazoa; Arthropoda; Insecta; Hymenoptera; Pteromalidae. The record is from RefSeq and is a predicted model, not a curated record. Gene Ontology annotation, biological process: long-chain fatty-acyl-CoA metabolic process. Gene Ontology annotation, cellular component: peroxisome. Gene Ontology annotation, molecular function: alcohol-forming very long-chain fatty acyl-CoA reductase (NADP+) activity.
AUCUAUAAUGCAAUUUUAUUACAAAUUCCUUUUUAGGGUCUAUAAAUCAUGGAAGAGCCAGCGCACAUGAUGACAGGCCGUUCUUACUUGGACGACAUGAUAAAUAUGGAUGAUGAUUUGGAAUAUCUCGAAUCGGAAUUCAGUGAAAUUGCAGAGUUUUACAAAGGCCUGAACAUUCUAGUUACGGGAGGAUCAGGAUUUCUCGGCAGGCUUCUGAUCGAAAAAUUACUCAGGCAAGAAAGAAAGAUUUACAUGCUGAUUCGUGCGAAAAAAGGAAAGUCUCCGCAGCAACGAUUCAAAGAGCAUUUCAACGAUAUUAUAUACGAAAAAUUAAAGCAAGAACGACCGAAUUUUUUGAAACAGGUAGUCUUAGUUGAAGGAGAUACCAGCUUAAGCGAUCUUGGAUUGUCAACGAAAGAUCGAGAAAUACUUAUAGAUAAUAUUGAUAUUGUAUUUCAUAGUGCUGCCACAGUGCGUUUUGAUGAAUCCAUCCGUCAAGCAGUCAACAUCAAUAUUAGGGGUACCAAGUUACUCUUGCUAUUGGCCAAAGAAAUGAAAAAUCUUAAGGGAUUCAUUCAUAUAUCGACGGCUUUUUCCAAUUGCGUGUACGAUUAUAUUGAAGAAAAGUUCUACGAACCCCCGAUGAAUCCGGAUAACAUUCUAUCUCUGGUGGAGCUGUUAGACGACGAUGCUUUGGAUGUUUUGAAAAACAAAUUAAUGGGAAAAUGGCCGAAUACUUACGCUUUCUCAAAAGCUUUGGGAGAAGAGAUGGUGCGAAAGUACAGCACUGGUAUGCCAAGUUGCGUUGUCAGACCAUCCAUUAUGUUGGCAACUAAUAAGGAGCCCAUUCGUGGUUGGAUAAACAACUAUUAUGGACCAACGGGUGUCGCCAUAGGUGCCGGAAUGGGUUUGCUGCGGAGUUUGCACUGCAAUAGUGAGAAUAUCGCUGACAUUAUACCUGCCGAUUAUGUGAUCAACAAUGUUAUCGCUGCUGGUUGGGAUAUCGUUAAGAAAUGGUGAAUUUCAUUGAGUUAUAAAUUCGAAAGAUAAUGUUCUUCUUAUUUCACUUUUAAAUUUUGGGGAUUAAAUUUUAGGGAGGAACACCAAGCAAAAAG